Callithrix jacchus (white-tufted-ear marmoset) is the source of this 3546-nucleotide messenger RNA. NCBI's taxonomy places the organism in Eukaryota, Metazoa, Chordata, Mammalia, Primates, Cebidae. The record is from RefSeq and is a predicted model, not a curated record.
GCCACACACCUAACACUCCUCGAAGACAGUGAAAGAGCUAGAAGCGCUCGUGGUUGCAGACUCCAAAAUACCGCCGUUUUUGGAAGACGGGGAGGCCGUUUCCGCCUGCCAGGGGAGGAGGGCUCUCGCAGGACGCCUCUUUCUCCCCAGCAGCCACGACGCGCAUAGCUCCGGGGACAGGGCGGCCGUGACGGAGGGUCCGGUGGGCUGCGGGCAGGAGGGCGGCGGCCAUUCGCCCCUCUAGGCCUCGGGGUCAUGAAUACCGGGCGUCUGUCUGGGACGAGCGGCAGCAAGAUCGCCGAUGGGCCUGGCACGCUCGACGCGCGUUCCGCUUCCGUGGGCCGCGCGGCUGGGCGAGUGCGAAGAGGGGCUCGGCGGGCUCUCGGCGUUGCGACCUCCCGGUGCCCACGCAGCCAUCUUGCCGCCCCUCCUCGCGCUCUCAAAAUGGCCUCCCGGGCCUGCGGCGCCCUUCCCUCCUCCCUCCCCAGCCCCCGGCGCCCCGUGGGCGCCUCCCCCAACCCCGCGCCCGCGCUCUGGGGCUUGCGGGGAAGACCUUCCAGGCCCGAUGCCGGCUCUGGGCGGCGGGCGCUUCGGGUUGCGAAGGCCGUAGGCCCAGGCGGUGCCCUAGUGUAGACGAGGUGUGAAUGCUUGGAGACGACUCUUGCCCCAGGCUCUCGCCGCACCGCGGCUUCCGAGUUCGUGCCUGUUGUUACAGUUUCCCGAGCUCUGGGUGGAGGGCGCGGGCCCAGGCCCUGAUCCUGCGCCGGCGGGAAGCGGCCGCUCCACUCCCAGCCGAGGCUCCAGCCACCGAGCGCCUCAGGCCCCGCGAACGCCGGGUGUCCGAGCAGCCGCCUCCUGUGCUAGAACCGCCAGAGCCGCCAUUUACUUUGCGCCCACUGUGUGCUACACGCCGUGCUCUGCCAAAUUAUGUUACAGCGCACAACAAGCCAGCAGUCACACUUCCAACCAGGAUGCCGCUGGGGCAAGUGAAGGGAGCGAGCUGGAGCUCGGGAAAUGGAGAACCUAGAGGUUCUCACCUGCGACCCAGCCAUCGCAUCGCGGAGAGCCUACGCGAGACCGCCCUGGGACAACCCUGGCUGCUCCGGACAGCGCCGCUGGUGAAUCCUGAGAUUCGAAACCUUCCAGAGCUGGAACCCCACCCCAUUUUCCGCAAGCGACAGCUGUUAGAAAUGUUGUACCCCAAGCUAACAUGGGCCUCCCGGCAGCACCCCCUUGGUUCCCAGCCCCAGACCUCUUGGCAAAGUAGGUCAGUCCUUCAAAUCUCUGAAGACACUUCUAUGUUCCCUUCCCCAGGCAGCCAAGCUGGGAACUUUGCACCUAUCUGCAAUCCCGCUCCACAAGCCUUUCUUCGGGGUCUGGAUUCUUCUCCCACUUCAGGCCCAGUGUGUAUGGCAUGCGCUGGGGAGGAGGGCUGCUGGGAGGAGAGCAGUGGGUCCUCUGUCCUUCUGUGGGAUUUUCGUAUGUAUUGGGGUGUUCACUGUCUCCAGCAGGUGGAAUUUUGAACUUCAGUUCCAGACAUUUAUAUGCAUCACUUGCCCCAGCCUGGAGAAAAGAGCUGCCAUUUGCUCAGUGCCCACUGUAUGCCAGGCACUUUAUUUGUAUAUUUUACUUAAUUCCCACAUGACCCUUGGAGGUAUGGGUACUAUUGUCCCCUUUUCACCCAGAGGUGCAUGUAACUUGUCAAGGAUACAGAGUUGGAAAGGCCAAAGCAUGCAAAAGAACUGAGCCACAGGCACGAGCAUCCCUCCAGCCCCCAGCUGCUGCCCUUCUGGAAUCUGGAUGCCAGUUUAUCAACCUGGUCCUGGAUAGUCCUGGGUCUUCUACCCUAGUGACCCAAAUCAGGAAUUGUCACCUGCAGAGGCAGAAGAGGCCACAGAGGUAUGCCAGUCCUCCUGCUCUCCCGAUGACCAGUGACAGAGAAUUUCUGCAGCCCUUCAGGGAAACCCAGAAACGUUUCCACCCCUCUUUUGCAUAGGUCCAGAAUCUUGAGGGAACCUGGUGACAUGUCACACUGUCCAGUAAUUCACUCCCAAUUUUAAAAAUCCUAGUCUACAAAGUCCAAGAAAUGGGUGACCUCUCAUUAUCAGGGUAAUUCAAGCAGAAGAGAAUGAGAUGCAUUGUCAGGGAGGGCUUGAUAUUUUUACACACAGCCCCAGUGGAGACCUAAGGAGAUUCAGGAGCUAAAGAAAGCAUUUUGAGGAGACGCUCCUCUCAAGUUCCCCACAAGGGAUUGCAUCCCAACUCAUAUUCAGGCAGGAAGCCCUAGCUUUCCCAGCCUCCAUUCUUGAGAGGUGCUUUUUCUUUAAAUGACGUUAAUGUGACAUUGUUUCUUCUUUUUCAAUGAAACCUCUGUAAGAGACAACCUCCAUUAAAAAAAAAAAAAUGAUGUCCAUUGGGCCUGAUGUGAAAGAAAUAAAAAGCAAAAGUAAAGAAAAAAAUCGUUUUGUUUUUUUUUUUUUAAGAGGGACAAGGACACAGCCCCCACCUGUGGGAUGCCUGAGAUGGAAGAUGGCAGCUGCAGUUGAGAUGGGUAGGUACCAGCAGACUUGGGAGACAUCAGGACUAGGUGUAAUGGGGAGGACAAGGGUCUGAAGCCACAGUCUCCAGACGGCAGAGGAGAGAGGCCUUUCAGAAAACAAACCCAGGUUGAUGAUGUAAGACCAGCCUACCUAGGAGGUUGGCCAUGGUGCCCAAACCCCAUUCCCACUCCAUCUUCCAAGUCCAUCUCUACCCCAGCAAGAGAGAUAAGGCAUGAGACAUGCCACCCUUACAGUUCUGCAAAACACAAAGAGCCGGGAUUUGUCCAGAGAGAAAAAUGCAGCUCCACUCCUAGCACCCCCUAAUUCAUGGGGGGAGCAAAAACUAGGUUGCAAACUGAGGGGGUGGGGACAGUGAGGCUGACCAGUGAGGGGCUCCAAUGUCUGUGCAGAUGGAAGCUGAAAGGAAGUUCUAAUUAGCACAAAGCCAGCACCUUCCAUUAAUAGCUCACCACAGCUCCUGGAUGCCGCUGAAGGCAGCCAAGUUGGAAUGUGUGAGGCUCACCUGUCCCCAGCUCAUUAACAGACCUCGGGCAAGAACAGGGCUCUCCUGGAGGAAGACCAGCCCACACCAGCUCCCCCAGUCAAAAAAAAAAAAAAAAAAUCUAAUGACAGGUUUGACUUCUGGACCCAUCCAAGGGGACAGUGUUUAACACAAGUCCAGUGCUCCUAGACACACGCUCAGCCUGGCUGAGCGCUCCCUCCAGGAUAGUGCUCCCUCCAGACUUGAAAUAAAUUCUUUUUUAAAAAGCCCUGACAUACAUUUCAUUUAUAUGAAACUCUAGAUUGGCAAAACUGAUCUAUGGUAGGAGACAUUGGAAUGGGGACUGACAGGGAUUGACUGUGAGAGGUAGGAAAGAAGUUUUCGGAAUGCAGGAAAUGAGGUUUAUCUUGGGUGUUGGUUGCAUGGGUAUAAACGCAUUUGUAGAACCCACAGAACUGUACACCUAUGAUCUAUUUCUAGAUGUGAAUUAUACCUCUAUUAAUA